AUGAACAUCAAGGAAGAUACUCCAAAGAUUGGUAUGAGCUUUGCUACUGAAGAGGAUGCCUAUGGAUUUUAUCUAAAGUAUUCAAAACGUGUGGGCUUUGGUAUAAGAAGAAGCAAAAGUCACAAGAACACAUGUGGAGAAUUAGUUGACAGGAUCUAUUGUUGUAGUGCUCAAGGAAAAAGAUCACACGACAAACGUGAUAUCUAUGUGAAAAAGGCUCGUCCAGAAACAAGAUUUGAUUGUCAAGCUAAACUGAAGGUUAGCAGUCGAGAAACUGGAAAGCUUUGUGUGGUCCAGUUUGUUGAGGAGCAUAAUCAUUAUCUUUCAAGUCCAAACAAAAUACACUUACACAGAAGUCAUAGAAAAAUAGCUCCAGUUGCAGCAUUGCAAAUUCAAAUGGCAAAUGACGUGGGUAUCACACCUAAAACAUCUCAUGAUCUUAUGGCAAGACAAGCUGAUGCAAAGAUGAGAACAAAUUACUCACAUUUUGAGGACGUGGUUUUCUUUGACACAACUUAUAGGAAAAAUAAUGAAGGUCAUCCUAUUGCCUUGUUUGUAGGCGUAAAUCAUCACAAACAGACUGUGAUUUUUGGUGUUGCAUUAUUAUAUGAUGAAACAUCUGUGACAUUUGAGUGGUUAUUUGAUACAUUUACUAGAGUUAUGUGUGAGAAGAAACCAAUUACUAUUCUUACAGAUCAAGAUGCAGCAAUGGCUAAGGCAUUAUCUUCUAUAUGGCCUGAAACUUAUCAUCGUUUAUGUCUUUGGCAUUUUGCUAAAGACUUCGGUGCAUGCGUAUAUGAUUAUGAAGAAGAUGAUGAGUUUUUUGCAGCAUGGGACAAUAUGUUGAAAAAGUACAGGCUUGAAGAUAAUGAUUGGUUGAGGCGAAUGUUUAAACUGAAAGAAAAAUGGGCCUUAGUCUACAGACGACAAAUGUUUUGUGCUGAUAUGACUACCACCCAAAGAAGUGAGAGUGUGAAUAGUAUUGUGAAAAUGUAUGUCAACUACAAGCACAAGUUCUUAGAAUUUUUUAAUCACUUCAAAAGGCUUUUUGAAGAUCGUCGAUAUGAGGAGCUAAAAGCUGAUUUCAAAGCUAAUACAAGUGUUCCAUCUAUGGUGUAUCCAGUUGAGAUUUUAAAGCAUGCAGCUAGUAUUUAUACUCCUGAAGUACAUAAAAAGUUUGAGCAAGAGUGGUAUAAAUCUCAUGAUUCUAGUUUGGAAUACAUUGAAGACGAUGGGAUGCUGACGAAAUAUAAAAUUACCCCUCACAAGGAGAUUUAUCACCAUAUAGUUACAUUUGAUUCAUCAAGUGGAAAAACUAAUUGUGGCUGCAGAAAAUUUGAAUUUGCUGGGAUUUUGUGCUCUCAUAUUUUGAAGGCAUCUGAGGAUGAAGAUACUUACACUUACAAAAUUAUAAAAGAUGGAAUUUUGAAGGUGUUUGAUAUGGUGGAUGGCAGAUUGCAAGGUCAGGAGUUAGAUCAACAUGCAUAUCCAACAAGUUUGUUGUUGAAUAAGGUUGAUUUACAAAGUAAUGAAAGAAACACUAGUGGUGCCAAAGGAAAUUUCUGCAAGUUCAAGUCAUCAAAAUUUUUGUGGAUCCCUAUUAUCAAUGAGCAUGACUAG
Salvia miltiorrhiza (redroot sage) is the source of this 1620-nucleotide messenger RNA. RefSeq names its product protein FAR-RED ELONGATED HYPOCOTYL 3-like. The transcript has 5 exons. Bases 1 to 1620 code for a protein of 539 amino acids. Gene Ontology annotation, biological process: regulation of DNA-templated transcription. Lineage: Eukaryota; Viridiplantae; Streptophyta; Magnoliopsida; Lamiales; Lamiaceae. Gene Ontology annotation, molecular function: zinc ion binding. The record is from RefSeq and is a predicted model, not a curated record.